Messenger RNA from Penicillium bovifimosum, 1740 nucleotides. Its product is annotated as Ribonuclease P Rpp40. The record is from RefSeq and is a predicted model, not a curated record. Bases 1 to 1740 code for a protein of 579 amino acids. The transcript is spliced from 10 exons. Gene Ontology annotation, biological process: tRNA 3'-end processing; tRNA 5'-leader removal; endonucleolytic cleavage in ITS1 to separate SSU-rRNA from 5.8S rRNA and LSU-rRNA from tricistronic rRNA transcript (SSU-rRNA, 5.8S rRNA, LSU-rRNA). Gene Ontology annotation, molecular function: ribonuclease P activity; ribonuclease MRP activity. NCBI's taxonomy places the organism in Eukaryota, Fungi, Ascomycota, Eurotiomycetes, Eurotiales, Aspergillaceae. Gene Ontology annotation, cellular component: multimeric ribonuclease P complex; ribonuclease MRP complex.
AUGGAUGACAAGCUUCAUUCGAUCAUUGAGCUACCAACUAUUGCCGAUAUUGAGGCGUCGACCGAUGUUCUUAGUGUACGAACAAAUGCCAUCAAAGUGGUUCGAGUGAAGGAACGCUUCGCGGUCAAAAUGGGCAAAGUUCCUGUGCCAAAGGUUCACCCCAACUUCAUCGACCCAGAGACCCAGAAACGAUAUGUUGUUAUGGAUUACGUCCCUGGUACAGACUUGCAAAAGUUACUGCCGUCGCUCACCUCAACUGAGAAGACAAUGAUCAGCCAGAGGAUCAGACAGGCGAUCAAUGAACUGCGAACAAUACCAUCACCCGGCUACUUUGGGAGCUUGAAUUACACGCCUUACACCGACGGUGUCCUUUCAACUCCUGAUAACAACCCAAUCAUUUCCGGGCCAUUCGCGGAUCAGAAGCAGAUGAAUCAAGGAAUACUGGAGAGACUGGGCCAAAUGCAGUCUCCACACUACAUUCGAUUGUUGAAAGAAAUGGUCAACUGCACUCUCAAGAACCAUCGAAUUUGUCUUUACUCAUGGAGAUCUGCAACCAAAGAACGUAAUUGUGGAGCGAAGAGGGACACCAUGUUUGACGAAGUGGACGAUGCAUCGCGUCGGGAAAAGUGUUUCACCACCAUAACUCGACUGCCAGCUUUCAUUGAUCCAAAGCAGAUCCCGACCAAGAGAUCGCCAUUUUCGACAAUUCAGAAUCACGCAUUUGUACACACAGUUGAGGCAAUCCUACCAAGGGAGGUGUACGCACAGAUAAAGUCGAGGCUCAAGGACAAAAUAGAAAAGCCGCAAUAUGCACGAGUGUUCAUGGCUCCUUCUGCUCUGCUUGAGCAUGAUUUCUUCAACACAUACAUUAAGACAGGGAAUAUCCUGGUGAUAUCUGAAGGACGCUCGGGGUCCGAUAAUGUCUUUACCCUCCGGGAUGGGGUACUUCGCAUGGAGCUCGGGAAAGAGAUAUACGAACGAACAGGCCUCACGGGCAAGCCCAUUCGCAGCGGUGGCCGGAAACACGCAAAGGAAAGAUUCUUGGUGGAACUGAAUUUGCGGCUGCCCUCAAUGCUGCACGGCAAGAAAGGAUUCGAAAGAAUCGUGUGGGCAUUCGAAAAUGUUCUGAAUCAACGAAUGGCGUGGCUCUUUCACAACCUCGAAAGCAAGCCUGGAGGUGCAGAGGAGAUCGAUAACGAGAAAAUCAUCACACCGCCAUUUUGCCAGAACGAGCAAGCCCUCGAGGAAAUGGUAGAGGCAGAUCUGCAGGAAUACUGUGGCUCCCUGUCAGAAUGGAUUGCCAUGGUUCAGAUGAAUUCUCCCCGGGUAUCCGCGGAUGAUAACAUCGAUCCGUACCUGAGUCGCUAUGCUGUCCCAGACGCAGAUGAAAGCCGGGCUCUCGACCUGGUAAAGUUGAAAUGGCAUGGGCUGAUAUCGUCCCAGUGGGUCAUGCAGCUGUUCCUCAAUUUGCUGCAAAACACUAAGACCAGCAACUCAUCAUGGUUUGUACUUGCCGCAGCUGCGCUUGGUAAAGAGGCCGUCGAAGGAAGGGAUGGCUUCACGGUUAUGGCCAUUCCUACAUCUACAAGCAGUGAACAGUCCCAGGAAGAUGGACAAGCAGCAGAAGAUAAAACUGGGUCUAGUGAUCGUGUGGUUAUGGUCCUUGUGCCCUCUCGACAACCUCACAAUGAUACCACAGAGCUCUACAAUGGAAGAUACCAAUACUUUGCGUGGCAAUGA